CUGAAAUCGCAGUGGAAAAACAUAGGAAAAACAUUUUUCCUCAAUUUUCCUUUUCUGCAAUGUUUUGUUUAUUUUAAAACUCAAUCUAUCGUAUAUUUAAUUUUGCUAGAGUGCGAUAAGAUAAUCGAAAAAUGCACCUGCACAUUGCACUGUUCGUGUUACACUGACAUUAAUACCCUUAAUCACAAUUUCCCGAUGAAUCGACGCUUGCGUCGCUGCUCACUUCCGCGGCGUCCAUUCUGAGUGCCUGUUCAGUAUUCACCGAUGAGUUUCUUAAAAAAAAUCAUGGGGCAGAAGCCCCCAAAAGCGCCCACUCUACCCGAAGCAAUAAGACGACUCAAAGUAACCGAAGACGUGCUCCUCAGGAAGCAAAACAGUUUGGAAGAAAAACUAAAAAAAGAGAUUUCCAAUGCGAAAAAAAACGCUUCGACCAAUAGGAAAGCUGCUCUCCAAGCCAUCCAAAAAAAGAAACGAUUAGAGCGCCAACUCCAGCAGGUUGAUGGCGCUUUGACCACUCUGGAGGCGCAAUUAGAGCUCCUGGAAAAGGCCAAUACGAACAAAUUGGCCGUCGAGUCGAUGGAUAAGGCUGCGAAGGCUUUAAAAGGGACGCAAAAGAAUUGGGAUGUGGACAAAGUGGGGCAAAUUUUGGACCAAUUUGCCGAACAGCGAGAUUUCAAUGAUGAAAUUUCCGAUGCUAUUGCACAUCCGGUCGGGUUUGAGGAGGAGGGUCUCGACGAGGAGGAGCUCGAGAGGGAAUUGGAGAGUUUAGAGAAGGAAAUGCAAGACUUGUCAGUUGAUAACUUACCCGAAGUGCAACAGAAUGACACCAAGGACAAAGCUAAAGAAAAAAAGAAAAUUGCAAUACCAGCAACGUAGUUUUUAGAAGAGUUUUAAUAUUGUUAUAUUUUCAUAUGAGUUUUAAUGCUUUAUAUACUCUGUUAUUGAUAUGAUAUUUUUUGUGACUGCAAUUUUAUAAAUAAAUUUUAG
Tribolium madens (black flour beetle) is the source of this 987-nucleotide messenger RNA. RefSeq names its product charged multivesicular body protein 4b-like. The coding region runs from base 265 to 876 and encodes 203 amino acids. Gene Ontology annotation, biological process: vesicle budding from membrane; late endosome to vacuole transport via multivesicular body sorting pathway. Gene Ontology annotation, cellular component: ESCRT III complex; cytoplasmic side of plasma membrane; multivesicular body. The record is from RefSeq and is a predicted model, not a curated record. The transcript has 4 exons. NCBI's taxonomy places the organism in Eukaryota, Metazoa, Arthropoda, Insecta, Coleoptera, Tenebrionidae.